Molecule: messenger RNA, 4811 nt
Organism: Corticium candelabrum
Lineage: Eukaryota; Metazoa; Porifera; Homoscleromorpha; Homosclerophorida; Plakinidae
Product: peroxisomal ATPase PEX1-like
Exons: 22
Coding region: 195-4529 (1444 amino acids)
Biological process (GO): protein import into peroxisome matrix
Cellular component (GO): peroxisomal membrane; peroxisome; cytosol
Molecular function (GO): ATP hydrolysis activity; ATP binding
Source: RefSeq, a predicted model, not a curated record
UGGCCGACUAGCCGGUCACCGGUGGUUAUCAUUCUGCGGUAUUUCGCUUCCCAGGAACUCUAGCGCCUACUCUCAACGUCACAUUCACUCAGGACGUCUCCAGCACGGCGAGUCUCAAGUGCUGAACUAAAGGAGCGCGUGACUGCUCGUAACUAUUGCUAUAUUUGGGCAGCGAACACCUCCUACAGUUCAAGAUGGUGCUGCACGCCUAUCACGUCGCAAUUCGCUGCAGCGACAAGCGCACCUGUUAUGGUAUUCUCCGAGUAGCGAAUCCGCCUAAACGUACAGCAAGAAAUGGGUUGGCGCAUGAUGUGUCGACUGUUGAGCUGACGUUGCCGAGUGGAGGUCAGGAGUAUGUGUCUGUUGAGUUUCAACAGCAACGGAGGGAUAGUGAGCGUGACGAGUUGGAGAUUUCGUGGAGAUUUGCGCACUUGAUGCAACUGGAUGAAGGAGACACGGUUUAUGUCACUCAAAUUGAAGAUGACAUACCUGUCUGCUGGAAAGUGCAUGGUGAAGUGUCACAGGAAGACUGGCCUAUAGUAGUCAAAAAUCAGAAACAAAUAGAAACCUGUUUUUUGAAUCAGAUCAGAGUUGUGAGGCAAGGCAUGGUCGUUCCGGUCUUUCUUACUAACAACGUGGUGCACAUCACAAUAGGCAAGACAGAGCCAGCCAAGGAAUUUGUUCGUUUGAAAGUCAAUAAUCCUCACGGUUGGUCGGCAACCUCCCUAAGUCUCGACGUUCAAAAAUGCAAGAGUGAGAUGCCGUCCCAUCCGUCUCUCUCUUCGGACAAUCCUUCUCUGUUGCCAUCUGCAUCCACACGGUCGAAGUCGAAAAACGCUUUUCAUUUACCCAAUGGAGUCUGGGACAUUAAACGAGGACACGGUUAUGUACACAGUAGAGCAAGCUCGUUGUCUAGUGGAGUGUACGGGAGCGAAGAAGACUCCACGACCGUAACAAGUGUCGAUGACUACGGAAUUGUCAACACACACGAAACAAAAUCAGGCAGAGAUUCUCGUGUACGAUCGGCUGACGACAUUUUGGAAACGAAGCAUCGUCGUGAAGGCUCAACCGGAUUGAUUGAGCGAGUGGUUGACUUUGUGAACACCAACGUCAAGAACGUUGCCAAGUUUUUGGGACAAUCAAGUACGACAGAUUCAUCAGUUGACGAUGACAUGUUAGCUUUGGGAAUUCCAGAUAUCUGGAGUAAAGGGAAAGCAUUAAAACCGCCUUAUAAAUCGGAAACAAUUGACGAUGUCACCAGCGAUCUGCUCCUACCGGAAGAACAAGUACUGCGUGUGCAACGAACUCCGACUUGUUUUAUGCAAACGAUGUUAGACCUUUAUGGUACUGAGAGUAAGGACGUUGAGGCGCUAGUGAAGCAGCCGACGACGAUUUUCGUGAGCGAUGAAUCGUUUCCGCAAUUACGCGGCAAGCGAGAUGAGCUCUUCACUCAUUACGUCACCAUCGACCUCGGGCAGCGAACAAAACAUGUGCAAUGCGAGGACCCCAAUCAACCUCCAACCGGAAAAGUGACGCCCGCAAGUAACGCGAAGCCGAACACGAAGACUGGUGAUGUCACAACGUCAUCUGAUAAUCCGUUUACGAGUGGAUUAGGAAAGAAUGUGGCUGACGCAAAGAAUUUGUUUGAGAAAGAGUCAAGUGUGCAUUCCGUUGUGGCAGGGAAACCGAUGGUUGCUGUUUGUCGGUUGUUUGUGUGUGACAGUAGACAGGCGAUUCAUGUUGCUCGUAAUCAUGUCGUCAUGCAUGACAUCAUGCGUCGAUUCUUGGGCUCGGCCACCCACACGUGCAUUCGUAUUCGACGGUUGAGUCACAAGUCCUCGAAAGUGCAGGGAAUCUGUCUUCACCCGCUCAUCGACAACGUGAGCGGUGUGUACGAGCAAGACAGGGUAAAAUCGUUCCAGAUGUGGAUUUCAUCAGUCACCACAGAUCGAUGUCCACUACCUAUCGUCAAUAACCAACUGUUGGAUUUCGAUAUUCGAUUACAACCGACUGUAGGGAAGAAAGACUUUGUUGUGAAUGUGAUUACCCCACAACCGUCGUUGGGAUCAUCAUUGCAGCCAUCGAAUCAUCCUGCGUACUUCAUGUUGUCAACAUCUCGUCUACAGACGGUUCACAUUACAGCAACCGGUGAACCACUGAGUCCAUCCAAUGGAAACGCAGACGUUCGACAAUCUGUAAAUUCCCCAUAUUUGUCGUUGGACGAACUUGAUCCGAAACUUCCAAACGUCUUGCUCAGCCAGUUGGGAGGCAUAAGAACACAAAUUCAAGCCGGACUUGAUCACUUGCGUGCCUGCCUCACUCUUCGUCUUGUCCCCUUUCUUGGCGGCAGCUGCUCGGGUUUCUCUGGUGGUGGCCUCCUCAUAUGUGGCACGAGCAGAGACAGCGGAAGCAGCACGGGCUGUGGAAAGACGUCGCUCGCACAGGCUCUGUGUCGACAGAUGGGGGAGAUGCCCGUUCUGGCACAUAUUGUAGUCGUCGACUGUACGACACUUCGAGGACGGAAAGUUGACAACGUUAAAGCAAAACUUUCACAGAAGUUUGACGAAGCAGCAUGUUGUCAGCCAUCCAUCAUCCUACUAGAGAAUCUCGACGAUCUGGUGGCGGCGCCGGCCGCGGGAGCCAUAGACGGCGGCAUCGACGCUCUCUACACCACAAAAUUAGCCGAAAUGAUAUGUGGUCUGAUUAACUGCGAGUUGCAACGUAGGACUGUCGUCACUCUGAUGGCGACGGCUCGUUCGGCUGACGCCCUUCAUCCUCGUCUUCUUCCCGGACGAGGACGGCACUACUUCCAGAAAGUCUUAGAAUUGAAGAUACCGACUGAGGAACAGAGGAAGGAGAUUCUGGAAGCGAUUGUUAGGGCUAAUGGUCAUCAACUUGAGAAGUGCAAUUUGAGUUUGGUGGCACGACAAACUAUUGGUUUUGGUCCACGAGAUCUGGUGAAGCUCGUUCAACAGGCGGCGCAUUGGGAGUCUGUGAAGAGAGUUGACGAACGCGCUCGAUGCAAGAUGCCACACGGCGGCUUGUACGAACCAGUCGGGCCUGGAGACUUGGGCCCUCAAUGGCCGGGUUGUGACCUUCUCACUCAAGACGCUUUCAACGAAGCAGUGAAAUCACUAAAGCCGAUAUCAUUACGCACAAUAUCUCUUCACUCACCCAGCAAUCUCAGUUGGAGUGACGUCGGAGGAUUGGACGACGUCAAGUGUACAUUGAGGCGGACACUAGAAUGGCCUGCAAAGUAUCCGAAAUUGUUUGCAAAAUGUCCCAUUCGGUUGCAGUCGGGUUUGCUGCUUUAUGGAGCGCCUGGAACAGGAAAGACGCUCUUAGCGGGUGUGGUCGCUAAGGAGUGUGGCCUGAAUUUUAUAUCAAUCAAGGGACCUGAGCUUCUCAAUAAAUACAUUGGAGCGAGCGAGCAGGCAGUACGGCAGAUGUUCGAAAGGGCGCAAGCAGCGCAGCCGUGUGUACUGUUUUUUGAUGAGUUUGACUCGAUUGCUCCAAAGCGUGGACAUGACAACACAGGAGUGACCGAUCGUGUCGUCAAUAUGUUUCUGACCCAGCUGGACGGCGUUGAGACACUACAGGGUGUGUAUGUACUUGCUGCUACUAGUCGACCAGAUCUCAUAGAUCCAGCUUUGUUACGCCCUGGAAGAUUGGACAAGUCGUUAUUCUGUCCUCUACCAGACAAGAAUGAAAGGAAAGCCAUUUUGAAAGCUCAAACUCGCAACGUUCGAGUCGUCAACGUCGACUACGAAACUCUCGCUGAAGAAACCGAAAACUUCUCAGGUGCCGACCUGAAAGCCUUGCUAUACAACGCACAAGUGGAAGCCAUUAGAAAAAUGAAUGCCUACAGCCCCAACAUCGCAACCACACCACGAGACGUCGAUACGUUACGAAAGUCUGGUCCUUCAAAAAUGUUUGAUUAUUCAUUUGGAAUAACACGAGAAGAGAGUGAAGGAAGUUGUGCUAGUGAUGUGGAAGUCAUAGGUGAAGAAGCCGACAGAAUGGAUGAAUUUGUAGUGUCACUACCUAUUGAUGUCAAGCCCAAGUCAAAAGAUGACGAUUUUGUGUCCAAUUCUUCUGAUGCAAGUGCGAAGAGGAUGAGACCGACAUCUCUUGGUCAACUGACGUCUCUGAAGCAGUCUGUUGGUAGUACGUCUUCGUUGGGAAGGGGAGGUGAGGGUAGGGAGUAUUAUUACAUGCUGAGCAUUGGUGAUGGGAUACGGAAGAUACCGGCAGAGAUACGGAGAGAAAUGAAAAAGUACAACGACUCCUACGACACUCGCACCGACACCUUGCAGAGCCGACGCUCAAGUUUAUCAACCAAGAGAAAGAUCUCACAAACCAAACAAACUCAAGUCACCAUAACGGCCGAUCACUUUGCGGCCGCCCUUAUGUCCAUGGGACCGUCUCUUUCGGUGGACGAACGACACAGAUACCAAACAAUAUACGAACGUUUCACGAAGACACGAAGCGAGGAAAUCUUGUUGGAGCAGAAAGCGACUUUGGCAUAGACGGCAGCGCAGUCAGUGAUGUAUGCUGUGAAGGUAUAGUGUGUACAUGCUAUAGCGAUAAGUGCGAGAAUCCUUUCCCAUGAAGCUGGCUUGUCGUCGACCUUUGCUGCUGUCUAGCGCACUCAUUCACUGGUAAUGCAAAUUGCUCGUCGCUGGAUAUGUUUAUUGAUGUGGGCAGAUGGAAAUUUUAUUGGGUGUAUUGGGUGGUACUGACUGAGGACUGUCAGUUGUGUUGUAACUGCAGUACUUGUGUGUGGUGUGUAAAUAUAAGUAUUCACUAUU